UCAUUCUCUAGUUGUUUAGACUCUAACAACUGUUGUUGCCUUACUCUUGUGGUAAAACUCCUUAGUCGAGGCUGUGUUCAAUUCCAGUCGCUUUUCACCGCUCAAAUAUGCGUUUCUUCACUUGUCUUUUACAUGCAAGUUUGCUUAGUUUAUCACUCUGCAGUUUUGCUAAAGAAGAGAGCCCUCGUGACGAAGAAAAAAGACCAAGUUUUAUGUCCCUAGACAUAACAAAGUUUAAGAAAGAAAUGAGGGUUGCUAGCAACAAGAAAAAUGUCCAUAAAAAGAAAAGCGAAAUCGAUAAUCUGCCUGAGGAAAUGAUAAAAGGCAUAAAAUCUAUUAAGAGCAAGCACAUUUCAUACACAGCAACAAAGCGUCAGCUAGUCACCAACAAAGUGAAGAAACAAGCGCGGAAUGAAAAUAAAAAGUCAAUCGAGAGAAAAAGAAACAAAGUGGCUGAAAUUAUGGAAGAGCUCCCCGAAGAAAUGAGGAAAGGCAUUCAAUCGGUUAAAAAUCCGGUUAGUGCAGUGUAAGUCCAAAGAAGACGAAA
Molecule: messenger RNA, 547 nt
Organism: Actinia tenebrosa (Australian red waratah sea anemone)
Lineage: Eukaryota; Metazoa; Cnidaria; Anthozoa; Actiniaria; Actiniidae
Source: RefSeq, a predicted model, not a curated record